Molecule: messenger RNA, 615 nt
Organism: Durusdinium trenchii
Lineage: Eukaryota; Dinophyceae; Suessiales; Symbiodiniaceae
Source: the annotation of a GenBank genome assembly
AUGGCAACGUUCCUCGCCAGCAUUGCCCAGCACCACCACAAUCACGCGGAGCAGCAGAUGCUUUUUCAGGGGGCCCACAAGUUGCACGGUCCUCCAGCUUUGUAUUGGGGCGGUGGCAGGGACAUUCUCACCUACUCUAUUAUGCGCAACCGCAGGGUCCUCGUCCACUGCAAACAAUGGGAUGGCGCCUGUGCCUUACAAGACACAACUCACUAUCAAGUGCCUGCCGACGCGCCCGUCACGCACCUGCUCUACCACGGCGGAGGUCACUACGAAGCGCUAGUUGAGGUUGAAGCUUGUCACGACCUAACGCGCCUCACUCCAGCAUGGGACCAGCCGCUGUACUUCAGACAGCGAGGGGCAUUGAGAUACCAAUUCCUUUAUGCGCUGGACUGGACGAGCUGGCAAGAGUGGGCAUCCCAACCAGAAAGGACCAGCGACAUACCCUUCUAUGCAAUGUAUGCCCUCAGGUUGUACGUUUCGCUCAUCAUGUCCGGCGAAUGCCCCACAUCCUUUCUCAGCCAGUUGCAAGACCUCUUGCAAGAAGCGCUGCCUACAGACCCUGGUUUGCCCGAAUGGGUUAUGCACAUGGUUUACGUGCACGAGCAUGCCUAG